AUGGCAGGAAUGCUUCCCGGAGUUGAAUCUGCUAGAAGAAGACGUGUCCAUAAGGCUGGAGGUUUUUCCGAUUCACCAUCUUUAGCUUCUAAUAACAGACGCUCUUCUUUCUGUUUGUAUUCAACUAACUCUGAAUCUCGUCUUUCUUCGUCUUCUUCAAUGCAAAGGAACAUGUUAUACCAGACACAGCAAGAUGAGGAUAUGGUAGGAGCAGCAAGAGAAGCUAAACAAAGAUUGGAUGAUAAAUUCAGAUCACAAAGGGUAUCUGAAAACACAAGGAAAAAGAACAUGAAGUGUGUGGAGGGUAGAAAAGAAAGCAUAGAGGAGUUACAAAUUGAGGUGUAUGGUUCAAAGAAAAGUGGUCCAAGGAAGUUUAGCUGGAGCAAAUUGAGCUGGGAAGCAUCAGAACAAGAGGAUUGUGCUGUGUGUUUGGAAUCAUUUAAGAUUGGAGAGAAAUUGAUUCCUCUACCUUGUGCACACAAGUUUCAUUCUACAUGCUUGAAACCUUGGUUGGAAAAUAAUACACACUGUCCAUGCUGUAGAACUACCAUUCUUUCCUUCUAG
Messenger RNA from Vicia faba (fava bean), 564 nucleotides. The record is from the annotation of a GenBank genome assembly. Lineage: Eukaryota; Viridiplantae; Streptophyta; Magnoliopsida; Fabales; Fabaceae.